Messenger RNA from Monoraphidium neglectum, 1401 nucleotides. RefSeq lists its product as hypothetical. The record is from RefSeq and is a predicted model, not a curated record. NCBI's taxonomy places the organism in Eukaryota, Viridiplantae, Chlorophyta, Chlorophyceae, Sphaeropleales, Selenastraceae. Bases 1 to 1401 code for a protein of 466 amino acids. The transcript is spliced from 4 exons.
AUGAUGACAUCAUCUGUUGCCUCCUUCCUCAAGCCCCUGACCCCCGCACCCAAGCCCGCCUCAAAAUGGGACCAAGCUGCGCCCCCCGACCCCGCCGCCGCCGCCGAGGCCGCCACCGAGGCGCUGGGCGCCGCGCACGGCGACGCGGCAGUGUUGCUGGGAGAGCUACGGGGGCUGGGUGAUGAGGAGGUGGAGCGGCGCUGCCGCCUGGCCGGGCUCGCGGCGAAGGGCGGCAGAUGGAUGUGCAUCCACCGCCUGAUGGCGCUGGAUCAGUACGUUCACGGCGACAGCCGCGGUACGCCCGCCACCGGUACCGCCGGCACCGCUGAAGCAGCCGGCGACACGGGCGACGCACCGCCGCAGCAGGAGCAGCAGGGGCAGCAGCAGCAGCAGCGGGAGGAGGAGGCGCAGCAGCCGGAGCGGCAGGCGCAGCAGCAGCAGGAGCAGCAGCAGCAGGAGCAGCCCGCGCCGCGCCCGGCGCCGGCGCUUCCUAUGUCCCGGUGGGAGGAGGUGGACGAGGAGGAGGACCGGCAGCAGCAGCCGGCGGUGCCGAUUAGUAAGUGGCUGGCGGCGGAGCAGGAGGCGGCGGCGGCGCGGGAGGCGGCGGAGGCGGAGGCGGCGGCCGCCGCGGCGGCGCGGGAGCUGGAGGCGGCGCUUGAGCGGGAGCAGCGGGAGGAGGCGGAGCGGCGCGCGGCGGCGGAGCGCGAGGCGGCGGCGGCGGGCGCGGCGGCGGAGGAGGAGCGGCGGCGGCGGAUGCGGAAGAUCGAGGGGGAGCUGCUGGUUCUGAGGGAGCAGCUGGAAGAGGAGGGGGCGCCCCCAGAUCUCGUGGAACAGAGGAUCGCGGCCGCCAGAUCCGACCUCCUCGCCCGGCUGGAGCUGCAGGAGCAGCAGCAGCAGGAGGCGGAGCAGCAGCAGCAGCAGCAGCAGCAGCCGGAGGAAGGCGCUCAGCAGCAGCGGGCAGACAACGGCAGGAGCGCUGGCAGCGUUCGGGAGCGGGGGCACGAAUCGCUCAGGCGGGGCGACGGCAGCCGCGAGCAGCAGCGAGAGGAGCGGGGCGGCAGGGGGCGCAGCCGCAGCCGAAGCCGCAGCAGGGGGGCGGCCUCGGAAAAGAGGGGCGAGCGCGAGUCGCAGCCCGGGGGCGGCGGCGCCCUGCGACGAGGCAGCGACCGGGGCCGCGAGCGCCGCAGCCGGAGCCGCAGCCGCAGCCGCGACCGACGGAAGCGCAGCCGCAGCCGCGACGAACGGGAUCGGCGGCGCCGCGGCGGCAGCAGGAGCCGCAGCAGGAGCAGGAGCAAGGAGCGGCGCGGGGGCCGCAGCAGGAGCAGGAGCAGGAGUAGGGACAGGGGGCGGCUCAGCAGGCGGGAGAGCAGCGGGGGCGGCGGCAAGCGGCACCGCGCGUGA